GCUGUUCCAAGUGGAGCAUCUCCCACCUGUGCAGCCAAACUCCCCGCAUGCCUUUCGGGUGUUGCUUCUGGAGAUGCGUGACCAAGCAUUCCUAGCAUUUGAUCGACUGCAUGACUCAUUGUAUAGAAGCCCUUCAUAAGCUCUUGUGACCAGGAAAGAAGCAGGAGGGUUGGCCAGUAUCAUCUACUGCCAAUCUGCAACUUUCCAGACGGAUGCCUUGUCAAUAUUUAUUGGCUCAAGGGCUUGCUGUGAAGCCUGAUCUUUUUCAGGCCAAGCAGUGAAUCUUGGCCGGCCAGCCGGCCAUGGACACGGAAAUAGACAAGGAGAUGAACAAGGAUAUUGAGGAGCUUCUGCAGCACACUUUGGAGCACAUUAUUGAAUUGGGAACUCAAAAAGAGACGCGACGGAGGAUGAAGCAGCGCCUCCACCGGAGGCUUGACCUAUUGGUGAAAGGUGACAGAGAACUUUACAAUAAAGCCCUAGCUCGAUUCCACUACAUGCUGGAGGACGCAAAGAAGGCGGCAGGCCGCCAGAAUGCAUCCCGCAAGCCGAGGGACGAGCGGAUGAUCCACAGGAUGCACUCAGUGCCGGCGAGUCGGAGUCAUCAGCAAUAUGCAUAUGAUUCCCAAACUUGGGGGGUCUAUUGCCCUCCUGCACCAGUGUAUCAUCAAGGAAGCAUGUCAUCACCUCCUUUGAUGUGGGGACCUUCGAUAUGGGAACCCAGUAUGCAGGCUCUCUCGAGGCCCGCCCUGGACCACACGUUUUACGAGAAGGACCUAACACGUUUCGAUGGAUGGAGCGGCGCUCCUACGUGGCAAACCGAAUCAUUCGCUGAAGGCCCUGUGCAGAUGAGUGUGUGCGAAGCAGCAUUACAGGCUGCAAAGGAACCUGAACCAGGGAAGCGAGACUUUCUUCCAGAUCAAAUACCAGUGGAUGAAGACGUUCAAAUUAAGUGGAAGAGUGCAGCUGAUUGGCUGGACGCAGGACUUGCAAUGAGAGGAUUUCAAUGAGCGGCGUUGGCUGAAGGCCACGUUGCCACGUGGCCCACGACAAAAAAAAGGGUCUUUGUUGCUGCAC
Molecule: messenger RNA, 1077 nt
Organism: Durusdinium trenchii
Lineage: Eukaryota; Dinophyceae; Suessiales; Symbiodiniaceae
Source: the annotation of a GenBank genome assembly